Messenger RNA from Encephalitozoon cuniculi GB-M1, 1059 nucleotides. RefSeq lists its product as uncharacterized. The coding region runs from base 1 to 1059 and encodes 352 amino acids. NCBI's taxonomy places the organism in Eukaryota, Fungi, Microsporidia, Unikaryonidae. The transcript has a single exon. The record is from RefSeq and is marked provisional.
AUGGAGGAUUACAUUGGAACAAGACUGUUGUUUGAGACAUCCAAAGGAAUAAUAAGUGGGAUGCUCAGGAUUGUUGACGAGAGUGCUGGGAAGCUAGUUGUAGAAGACGGAUGCGGCAUGAAAGAUGUGCUUAUUGAGGACAUUCAGAGAUUGGAGGCUGUGGAGGAUCCUGCACCAAACCCCUCUGCAGACCACAGGAUUAAGGAUGGCAAUGCCAAGGAAGGAACGAAGCAUGGAGAAUCUAUGCCAUCUACUGAUUCAGACGACAAAAGCGUUAUGGGAAAGAGCAUUCCACGGCAGCAUUCCAUGAGCCGCUUGAGCUUAAAAGCGGCAGGCAUUGAUCGAAGUGUAGAUGAAAGGCACAAGAGCAGCCAGGUUGAUGGAAGUGGAGCAGGCCACAGAAAUGACGGUAACAUCCUAUCUUCCGACAAGACUAGGAUUGAUGGAAAGGAAAGCAAACAUACUCCGGAGACGUCUGAAGAAAACUACUACAGGAUGAUGGAAAGAGCGUUUAGCCAUUUUGGGCCUCUUGAGGAGGAAUUCUGUUCCAUUGCUGCACGCCAGGCAUACCGGAUAUUUUCUACAUACUUUGAGAGUUCAAGUGCAGAUGUGGAGAUAUUUAUUUCUGGAGAUGACGUUUUUGCAGGUAUAGGAUUUAUUCUUGGGAGGCUGCUACUACAUUCUGGAAAGAUGUCGUCUAUUGUGUGCAAUGAAAGCCUUGUCAAGAAUGCAAGAUACAGGCAGUCCUACCUGAAUUCUGGAGGCGUCAUUACCAGCAGGCCUAGGGGAGAACCAAGUAUACACAUCUAUGCCUGCAAUAAGACGCUGAUACCUGUUCAGCCUAAGGACAGUGCAAAAGGGUUUUUGUAUCUAGACACGCCUGGGUUUUGUAUAGAGGAAAAGGAAACGAAAAUAGGUCUGUGCUUUGGAUCGGUGCCGGCAUGCUUUCGGAGGUUUAACGGGAUAAUGUAUUUUGUCGACAUAGAAUACCCGACUGCUCUUUACGAGGAAUUUGGGCUUGGAAGGCCCAUAAAGAGUAAAAUACACAAGGUGAAGUAA